Molecule: messenger RNA, 1078 nt
Organism: Annulohypoxylon truncatum
Lineage: Eukaryota; Fungi; Ascomycota; Sordariomycetes; Xylariales; Hypoxylaceae
Exons: 3
Coding region: 601-930 (109 amino acids)
Biological process (GO): transmembrane transport
Cellular component (GO): membrane
Molecular function (GO): transmembrane transporter activity
Source: RefSeq, a predicted model, not a curated record
CAUUUAUGUUAGGUAGAUCUGCAGUUGAUGGAUACGACGUGCGUCCCAGCCAUUUGGGCGAGACUUUUCCCCACUGAGCUGAGCUGAGCGAAUUGCUGUCGCUUUGGCAUUUCGCUAACGUCGAAGGGGUAAUACAACGAGGGGUUCCCGCGUGCGGAUGGGAUGUUUGAUCCUGGUCUAAGUAAGCGGGCUUUUAAGUAAUGUAACUAUAAUAUAUCGACGGAGAAAGAAAGUAUUUAUAUCAGUAAGAACGUCUUAUUGUUAUGGAUCGAUCUUCUCCAUCCUCUUGACCGAUACCCUUUAUCGCAAUUGGGAAGUCAACUUCACCCGGCUGGGGUGGAAAGAGGUUGAGGAUAUAGAAAUAUCCUGGAAUAUUGCUGGAAUGCUUGCUUCUUAGAGGCUCUAUAACCUGUAUGGUUCUAUACGGCUAUGAUGCUUCUAGCUUCAACUUGGCGCAGGCUUCGGAUAAUUGAUUCGAGUUCGAGAACGAAGCCUUGAUCAACUCAUAAUGUCGGUCAGCAGCUCUCGAGCCAUGGCGCGCUGAACUCGUACUAUAGCGCGAUUUAUAAAACGAGUUGGUCGUCUUCCCCGAUUAACAAUAUGAUUAACGCUUUGAACGCGACGCGCGGAAUUUUGUUCACGCUCGCCGUGUGUAAUGCCGAUAGAUUCGGUCGACGACGGUUGUUCAUUAUCGGCGCUGUCGGAGUAGGGACAUGCAUGCUGAUUAUUCCAGUAAUUGGCAUAGCGACGCCCAAUGUCACCGGAGCUAAGGCUACGACGAAGACAAAACCCGUCGGUACUGGUAUCGUAACCUUCCUGUUUAUCGCCGUAUCUCCUAUAAGCGGUCUUGGAGUGCGGCGACCUGGAUCUGGACGUCGGAAGUAUUCAUUCUUCCCCAUAUUCCUUGUCAAUGAGGACCCGAAACGGUAAAGGUGCCUCUUAAGGGAAUUGACACAUCAUUUGUUGGCCAAGAUCGUGCAGAGAAGAGUGGACCGAUGCUGAAUGCCACAGACGCACGCAAUGCGAAUCUAAGGAGCAACUUAGAGACGCAGCAGAGCGAUAUCACAACGGAGAUAGG